Messenger RNA from Aspergillus melleus, 258 nucleotides. RefSeq names its product Got1/Sft2-like family vesicle transport protein. Gene Ontology annotation, cellular component: membrane. Bases 1 to 258 code for a protein of 85 amino acids. Gene Ontology annotation, biological process: vesicle-mediated transport. The transcript is spliced from 2 exons. NCBI's taxonomy places the organism in Eukaryota, Fungi, Ascomycota, Eurotiomycetes, Eurotiales, Aspergillaceae. The record is from RefSeq and is a predicted model, not a curated record.
AUGGGACCCCUGGUCUACGCUAAGCAUCUGGUCUCGGGAUCACGGCUGCCCUUUACGGCCGCCUAUUUUGGUUCGAUUGCCAUGACUCUCUACUUUGCCAUCGGGCUUCAUUCGACCUUCCUCACGCUCAUCUCGUCUAUCUUCCAGCUGGCCGCCCUCCUCUGGUACCUCGUCAGCUACUUCCCCAUGGGCAGCACCGGCUUGCAGUUCAUGGGCCGGUUCGGUGCCCAGCGCGUCUCUUCUUGGAUAACCAACUAA